AUGUCCCCCAACAAGAUCAUGGCAAAGCCAUCACGAGGCAAAGGAUGGACAGACCCCGAGGUGCACGUGAUGCUUGAUGCUGUCGAAGUUCACCUGCCUUGGGGGCCAGCGCACUGGGACAUCAUUCGAGAGACGUACAACACGUCAAUUCAAGCGAACGACGGGUGGCCAGCACGCGACGUCGACAGCAUCCGGCGAAAGUUCAAGGUUCUUCGAAGUAUCCGCAAACCCACUGGCGACCCCAUGUGUCCACCCACCGUAACAAGAGCAAAGAGACUCCAACAAGCAAUCGAAGCAGCGAUGGGAGUCUGCGACUUGCCAUCUUGCGAGCAGCCCCCCAAUGAGGGCAACGACAGCGAAGGCGCUUCGGACGGUUAUGCUGCUCCCAUUGACGCGUUGGUUGAGUGCGAUGCGGUCGCCACUCAACGAACUGGGUUAUCGCCUGCAGAGUUGAUCGCCUUGGGAACGUUGCGUGGUGCAGAGCCUGCUAGGAGCGAAACUGCGGUUCGCCGUCGCAAUAUUGACGACAUGCUGAAUGCUUUGGCCGACAACAAAAUCGAGAAACAGCAACGCAUGGAAUCUGGUAUGCAUGGUGCUACAUUGAUUGACUUUGUUAUGAAAAUGGAGGAGCGUGAUGCAGCAUUCCGAACCCAGCAGCUUGAGAUGCAAGAACGACGCGAGAAAUUCGAUCAAUGUAUGCUAGCUGUAUUUACUAAAUUGCUUGAUAAGUAG
Aphanomyces astaci is the source of this 732-nucleotide messenger RNA. RefSeq lists its product as hypothetical. The transcript has a single exon. The record is from RefSeq and is a predicted model, not a curated record. Bases 1 to 732 code for a protein of 243 amino acids. Lineage: Eukaryota; Oomycota; Saprolegniomycetes; Saprolegniales; Verrucalvaceae.